AUGAAUAUUUCAAAUAUAUUUUUGCCUCCGUUUCCACCGGACAUUUCUGUAAAUGAAUUACUAAAUACUAUGAAUCGCAAAGACAAAAAGCCUAUAGUGGCGCCUAAUGCAUUUAUGAUUUAUCGAACCAACUAUUUUCGCGAAAUUCGGAACGAUCGAGAAAUAUCUCAGUCAGAAGUUUCUUUCAUGGCGUCUCAAGCUUGGAAACAAGAACCUCAAAUCGUCAAACAAACAUACUAUGAUUUUUCCAGACAGGCUCAAGAGAUUUUUUUGGCCCAAAAUACUGUAAAUGUUGACGACAAUAUCGCAAUCAAAAAAUAUUUUAUACCUUUUGUUGAAAUUGCUGCCGGAAAAAGUUCUUUAUUGAAACGCACUACAACGGAUUCUGAGUUGUUUUUAUUAUCGCAAGGAAUCUCGUUAUCACAAGAAAUAACGAAGGAACAGAAUUCUAUUCAGGAAGCAUUCGUCAGUCAUGAAAUAUUCGAUGAAUUAAAGACAAGCAAUAUUUAUUUUGAAAUCUUAAGUGAACAACUAUCGAUCGUUUUUGAUUUUCAAGAUUUAAAGCCAACUGAAAAUUUACAUUUAGCAAUUCAAAAAGCCUUAAAAUCAAAUACACCAAUUAAAAAUUUAAAGCUUGUAUUUCAAGAGUUUGGGCAUUAUUUUCAUACAAAAUUAAUAUUUGGAAAUAAACUGCAAAGGAUUGUUCUGAAAGAAAAUACUGAAUCCUUAGAUUAUUCAAAGGAAUUUGAUGACAUUUUUGAAAUAGAAUUAGUUCAACCGUUUGAUUCCUCUUAUAUGAUAGGGAUGGACGGUUAUCCGAUUGAACUAAGCCAAAUUCGUAAAUGGCUUGAUAUUGUAUCAAAUCGAAUAUCUGAGUGGUCUAUUAUAAAGCGCAUUGUUGUACCAUUAUACAAAAUUCUCGAUAUAAGUCAACAACGUGAAAUUGAAAAUCUUUUUAUAAAUGAUAAUUUUGUUUUAAUGUUCGAAACGACACAAUUUUUGGAUUAUAGUUCUGGGUAUCAGCGAAUUGAAUACGAUAGUCAAUUGGAAAGUGAUAAUUAUCAAUUAUUUGGUAAUGUGUUGACUCGCCAUGGAGAGAAGAUUGAAAAUGUACAUGUGAAGUUUAACAUGAAAACCGAAUUUGGAUUUUCAGUGAGCUGGCAUGAUUUUCGACAGGAUCACGUUCAAGCAGAGAGAAGUGCAAGAAGACCUUAUUCUCUUCGGUGGAUGUUAAUCGGUUGCCCAAGUGAAAUCGGAUAUUUCGAUUCUAAUACUCGUGAUAUACCAGUUAAUCUUGGAGUUAAAGAAUUAAACUUUAUAUACGACUCUGAAUCUAUAAAAAUUGAUGUGGGAAAAUCACUUUUUCAAAAAAAUAUUGUCAUGCUCGAUAUCGAGUACGCUCCGUUUCCAACUUUCUUAUUCUUUAAAACGAAUAUUGUAAAAUGGCAAGAAAGUGGAUCUAUUGAAAUGCAAAUCAAAUUAAUGAAAGAGGAAGAUGAGGAGGAAGCUAUGCUGAUUGAUGAAGAGGAGAAGGAAGAUGAAGCGAAUGCUAUGUUGAUUGAUGAAGAGGAGAAGGAAGAUGAAGAGGAGAUGGAAGAUGAAGAGGAGAUGGAAGAUGAAGAGGAGAUGGAAGAUGAAGAGAAUGGUGAAGACGAGGACUUCAUUAUUACAAUUCGAUGGUCUAUAUUAAAUCUUAAAAAUGAUUCAGAAAUUGAUAUUUGGAGCCAAUUAGGAGAAGUUUUAGAAUGA
This is a messenger RNA of Ambispora gerdemannii, 1749 nucleotides long. Lineage: Eukaryota; Fungi; Glomeromycota; Glomeromycetes; Archaeosporales; Ambisporaceae. The record is from the annotation of a GenBank genome assembly.